Molecule: messenger RNA, 2406 nt
Organism: Lagenorhynchus albirostris (white-beaked dolphin)
Lineage: Eukaryota; Metazoa; Chordata; Mammalia; Artiodactyla; Delphinidae
Gene: NFIC
Product: nuclear factor I C
Exons: 11
Coding region: 116-1636 (506 amino acids)
Biological process (GO): regulation of transcription by RNA polymerase II
Cellular component (GO): nucleus
Molecular function (GO): RNA polymerase II cis-regulatory region sequence-specific DNA binding; DNA-binding transcription factor activity, RNA polymerase II-specific
Source: RefSeq, a predicted model, not a curated record
AGGAGGUGGCGAGGAGCGCGCCGGCCGCGGCCGCGGGGGGGGGGGUUUGGAAAAAUGACUCAGUAAGUUCAGCGCGCCCGCUCCGGCCGGCCCUGCGCCUCCCGCCGCGCCCGGGAUGUAUUCGUCCCCGCUCUGCCUGACCCAGGAUGAGUUCCACCCGUUCAUCGAGGCGCUGUUGCCUCACGUGCGCGCCUUCGCCUACACCUGGUUCAACCUGCAGGCGCGGAAGCGCAAGUACUUCAAGAAGCACGAGAAGCGGAUGUCGAAGGACGAGGAGCGCGCGGUGAAGGACGAGCUGCUGGGCGAGAAGGCCGAGGUCAAGCAGAAAUGGGCGUCGCGGCUGCUGGCCAAGCUGCGCAAGGACAUCCGGCCCGAGUGCCGCGAGGACUUCGUGCUGGCCAUCACCGGCAAGAAGGCGCCGGGCUGCGUGCUCUCCAACCCCGACCAGAAGGGCAAGAUGCGUCGCAUCGACUGCCUGCGCCAGGCCGACAAGGUGUGGCGGCUGGACCUGGUCAUGGUCAUCCUCUUCAAGGGCAUCCCGCUGGAGAGCACCGACGGCGAGCGCCUGGUCAAGGCGGCGCAGUGCGGCCACCCGGUGCUCUGCGUGCAGCCACACCACAUCGGCGUGGCAGUCAAGGAGCUCGACCUCUACCUGGCCUACUUCGUGCGCGAGCGAGAUGCAGAGCAAAGUGGCAGUCCCCGGGCGGGGAUGGGCUCCGACCAGGAGGACAGCAAGCCCAUCACACUGGACACCACCGACUUCCAGGAGAGCUUCGUCACCUCCGGUGUGUUCAGUGUCACUGAGCUCAUCCAAGUGUCCCGGACACCUGUGGUGACUGGAACAGGACCCAACUUCUCCCUGGGGGAGCUGCAGGGACACCUGGCAUAUGACCUAAAUCCAGCCAGCACCGGCAUGAGAAGAACGCUACCCAGCACAUCCUCCAGCGGGAGCAAGCGGCACAAAUCGGGCUCGAUGGAGGAAGACGUGGACACGAGCCCCGGCGGCGAUUACUACACCUCGCCCAGCUCUCCCACGAGUAGCAGCCGCAACUGGACGGAGGACAUGGAAGGAGGCAUCUCAUCCCCGGUGAAGAAAACAGAGAUGGACAAGUCCCCUUUCAACAGUCCGUCUCCCCAGGACUCGCCCCGCCUCUCCAGCUUCACCCAGCACCACCGGCCCGUCAUCGCCGUGCACAGUGGGAUCGCCCGGAGCCCUCACCCGUCCUCGGCCCUGCACUUCCCCACCACGUCCAUCUUGCCCCAGACGGCCUCCACCUACUUCCCGCACACGGCCAUCCGCUACCCACCUCACCUCAACCCCCAGGACCCGCUCAAAGAUCUCGUGUCGCUGGCCUGCGAUCCGGCCAGUCAGCAGCCUGGACCGUUAAGUGGAAGUGGCCAGCUCAAAAUGUCCAGUCACUGCAUUUCCGCUCAGAUGCUGGCACCCCCGCCCCCCGGGCUGCCGCGGCUGGCGCUCCCCCCCGCCACCAAACCCACCUCCGAGGGAGGAAGCUCGUCGCCGACCUCGCCCUCCUACUCUACGCCCGGCACGUCCCCUGCAAACCGUUCCUUUGUGGGAUUAGGACCAAGGGAUCCAACGGGCAUUUAUCAGGCACAGUCCUGGUAUCUGGGAUAAGAAAGAUUUCUUCCCACGCCCUGCUCCUUCGUCCCGGGAAUCGCGGGGAGCUACACAGCCGGCCCCCGGCCCACGUUUUCGGUGGCAAGCUAGAGCAAGCAAGAACACCCCGCUGACUCCCAGCCCGGCCGAAAGACAAAACACACAGACACAUAACACACAGGAGGAAAAGAAAAAAGAAAAAAAAAAAAGGAGAAAAAAAAAAAAAGACAAACGGGAAAAAAAACAAAAACAAAAGAAAACCACACAUAAAAAUAAACCCACCCAACCAAGAAGAUAAAAGGUAAAGAUGGCAACGCUUCGGACUCUCGGGAUGCCGCGGCCGGACGGACCGGACUGGAGGGCCAGGCCCCACUGCCCCUGGGAGCGGGCGCUCGGGGCGUCCUAAGUUAUUCAUCUCCUCUCGCUGCUGCUCUGGGAGGGCCGGCUGCCCCCACCUCCGCCCUGGACCAGGUGAGCGCAGCCUGGUGCCCGUGCCCAGCCGACGGGGCAGGACACCCAGCGAGGCCGCCUCUCCCGCGCGCCCCCAUCGCCACUGCCACCGGGACAGUGUUUGCCAAGUGGGGAGGCAGCCCCCGGGGGGCCGGCGAGGACCCCGGCGGCAGGCAGCAGAGGCCACCGCGGAGGCUGGGGUGGGCAGGGGUGCGACAGGGGCAGAAGAGGGUUGCGGGGAGACCCCGGGCAUCGCCGGGGGACAAGGACGCAUGGCCAAUACUCUCUCAGGAGUGCCCCGCGGUUGUGGACGUCUCCGCCCCCCACCCCCCCCACCC